AUGGUUUGUGCAGGCCACACCAACUUUUCGGACUCUCCCCUGUUCGCCCCCGGACCGUUGCGGAAGCUACAGGGCGCCGGGGAUAUAGAUUGUGUCAUUUUCAUUGACCAGGUGACCCGCCUGGCGCUCUGCGCCCUCGAGAUCUUCCUCCGGAGGCGGACCAGCUCGGGGGACGCGGCGAAGACGCCUGCGCCGGGUGACCUAGGGUCGGUGGUGCUCGGCGAAGACUUGGCCGUCGCUUUCCCCGAGGCCCGGGUGAAGAGAGUGUGCGCGGGGGGCGUGAUGCCCUCCCCGCGCACCAAAAUAAGCAGCACGGUGCCCUAGAAGAGAGUUUGUAGAGAGCACGACGCCGGGCUGAACGGUAGAUAGAGCGCCUUUGCACGGAGAACGGUGGGGUGAAAUUCCUCACUUUUGCGGCAGAAGAAAAGCGUGCAAAUAGUCGUGUUUCCUCUCUCUCAAACAGGUGUA
Molecule: messenger RNA, 468 nt
Organism: Ectocarpus siliculosus
Lineage: Eukaryota; Phaeophyceae; Ectocarpales; Ectocarpaceae
Source: the annotation of a GenBank genome assembly